Molecule: messenger RNA, 2534 nt
Organism: Helicoverpa armigera (cotton bollworm)
Lineage: Eukaryota; Metazoa; Arthropoda; Insecta; Lepidoptera; Noctuidae
Product: zinc finger protein 467
Exons: 6
Coding region: 169-1518 (449 amino acids)
Cellular component (GO): nucleus
Molecular function (GO): zinc ion binding
Source: RefSeq, a predicted model, not a curated record
GUCAAAAAAAAUUGCUUGAUAUCUUUCAUCAACAAAAUAUUAAUGUUUUUCUUUGAAACCAAGCAAAAGAUUAGCAAUAAAAACGGCUGAUAUCAGAAAAGGAAGAAAUAAAUAUAUGUCAAUGCUUUACAUACUCACUAAUAGCAUAAAAUCAAUGUUUUUAUAACAAUGGCAGUUUCGGAGGAAGCAACUAGUGAACUGAAUUUUAAAUAUAAAAUCGACUUGACCAGUCUAAUGGACUCCUGUAGAGUUUGUAUGGCUCAAAACCUGAACAUGACUAGUAUAUUUGAAACAGAAAAAGAUAAUACUGUUGAUGAAAUCUACUUUUGUACUGGUAUUACUAUAAAACAAGAAGCAGGUCUACCGACAAAAAUAUGCAACGGUUGUCUAAACAACCUGUCCGUCGCUUUCAAGUUCAAAACUUCCUGCCUCAUAGCCGACGAAACAUUCCGCAAGAUAGCCACCGCACUGAAGAUAAAGACCGAGGACCCAGAGGAACCGGAAGUCAGUGACGUGGAAUACGAGGAGAUAGAAGACUGUAAGGAUGAGGGAGACGAUGGCUUUAAAGAGGAAGUUAAGCAGGAGCCGGAAGAGGUUGAGUUCUGUGGAGUUCGGAAGAGUACUCUGAUUAAAGUGAAGAAGAGUACACCACCAAUAAAAGGCCGUCCGCGGAAGACGGCAGCCUCUCUGAAAGAGCCCCGUCGCCCCAAGCAGUUCAAAUUCAAGCGUCUAUGGUGUGAAACCUGUAACAUGAAGUUUGAAACUAAAGAGGAAAGUGAUGAACAUAAGAGAGAAACUCAUAAGGAUAGCCAGAAUUGGGUUUGUGAGAUAUGCGGUAAAAUAUUCAAUCACCGCGCUUCUCACUACACACAUAUAAAGUCUCACCAGCCGCCGCGAUUCGCGUGUGACCACUGCGAUUACAAGACUUGGCAUAAAUACGACCUCGCCAAGCAUAUUAGAAUACAUACAGGUCUGAAAAUGUACCAAUGCGAGUACUGCACGGCGUCCUACCACACCUCGUCGAACCUGACGAGUCACAUCCGUCGCCUGCACAUGCACGAGAGGACACACGACUGCACCAUAUGUCGCCGCACCUUCUUCGACAAGACCAAGCUUAACCGCCAUCUCCCUCCAUUUCUUCCUCCUCCCUUCCUCCUCCUUCUUCCCUUCCUUCUCCUCCUCCUCCUCCCUCCUUUUCCUCCUCCUCCUUUCUUUUUUCCUCCUUCCUCCUCCGAUUUGAUCCGACUGAUCCGCCGCGCCUGCGGAUCCACUGAGCCGCCGCGAUUUUCAUUUCCGAUAUUGAUCUCCUUGAUCCUGCCGAAGAAGAAUCUAUUCGCAUGCGACAUAUGCCACGCUCACUUCAGCCGCCGCUGUUACUGGAAGAAGCACCUUCUCCGUCAGCACGAUAUCGUCACCCCGCCUCAACGACCAGGGCGACAGAAAACUAACGUCGUCAUAGACGCUCUUACAACAACGAAUGAACAGUUUUACGCAAAAGGGCAGAGUAAAAAGUUAUAGCAAACGGUUUUUGGUUGAAUAAAUAAAUAAAAUGGUUUUUAGGGUUCCGUACUGAAAGGGUAAAACGGGACCCUAUUGUUUUCGCUCCUCUGUCCGUCCGUCACUCACUGUUGAAAUUUUCACAGAUGAUGUAUUGCUGUUGCCGCUAUAACAACAAAUACUGAAAACUAGAAUAAAAUUUAUAUUUUGGGGGGCUCUCAUACAACAAACGUGAUUUUUUUGCAAAUUUUUGCUCGAUGUUGAUAACGGCAACAAGUAGAUGCGGUUUUAUAAAUAAUGGUACGGAACCCUUCGUGCGCGAGUCCAACUCGAACAUGGCUUUUUUCGGAUGGAUACUUACAUAUGUUAUCCAAAAUAUAGUAAUUAUCUGUCAAAAAGGCUGAUAGACACACCAAUUCCAUUAUGUAGUUGAUCAAAAGAUUACUUGCUGGGUCUGGUCUUUCUAAAAUCUACCUCAUGAGGCUAUUAUUAUUAUUCUUUUAUGUGAAGAGGAAUCAAAAUGGGAUGGCAUGGGAACCUAAAAAAAAUGCUUGAUGUAUUAAGAUACUUACUUCGGAAAUAUGUUUAGCAAAAGGCUUGUCUGAUAUUAAAACCAUUGCCCAAUAUCGGACACAUUGCCCAAAGUCUUAUGCUAAACAUAUGGAGCAAUAGAUAUAUAAUUAUCGGCACGAAUCUUGAGCGCUGGCCUUCACCUGCGCAGAAGUGAUUUAUUAGCAAAGAACCAAUCCCGAGUGACGGCUAUGACGCGAUGCGCUGCGGGCCAAUCACCGCUUUAUCCGCGCCUCACUUCAUGCCACAAGAAGGACCCAAUAAAUCACUUCUGCGCAGGUGAAGGUUAGCGAUCAAGAUUCGUGCCGAUGAUUAUAAAGUGAGUGAAAAGGUAUGACUCAAGUGUAAAUUGUUAUGUAUAUACACGUAUAUUGAACUUAAACGCAAUAAUGUAACGUACAAAUAUAUUGUGACUGUACCUAUUUAUAUUAAACAAAUAUUUGUAAAUAAAAAAAAGUAUACCUGAA